AAAAGAAAAUAAGGUCUGAUCAAGAAGGAAUUAAACUUUGCUACAAAGACAAGACAGGUUAGAGUUAAUUCUUUAAAAAAACAGCCAACCACAUUCCUAUGAAAAGAUCAGUUUGUACAGUUUAGGAGCACAUUUAACAAAGGCGGCGUUUGUUUGAACUUCUCAGCACCUCCCACCCCCAGGUUGUCACCUACUUUAAAUAAACUCAAGUCUGUCAGUUUUCAAGAAUUUUAAUUCUAUUCUUUAGUGACACACAACUUGUUAUUUUCCCCACUUCAAAAGACCCAUGUCAGGAGUGUAACCUGAGCAGUGGCCGAGGCGUUGGCCACAGAGUGGCACUAAAGGGUUUUGAUACCACUUGGCAUGAUGCUGAACGACAGCCCUCGGCCAUUGUCAGAGGGGCUGCUAUUCACAGAGAAGAAAAUGAGGAAAUGCUGCCAUUAUAAUCAGGACCAAAGGGCCCUGUGGCAGCCUGACACCCGAUCUGCUCAUUGGUCUGCCCUCCUUUUGUGCCAGUAUUUCAUAUCUGACAUAUUCAUGCAGCCGGAAAUUUGGAGCAGCAAUGGCCCUGCGGCCGGUGGUGGGUGCUCUCAGACAUGGGGAACAAACAGACCAUCUUCACAACACAGCAGCUGGACGCCUAUCAGGACUGUACCUACUUCACACGAAAGGAAAUUCUCAGACUGUUCUACCGCUAUCGGGAUUUGGCUCCACAGCUUGUUCCCCUUGACUACACCAGCCACCCAGAUGUGAAGCUACCAUAUGAGCUGAUUGGCAGCAUGCCUGAGCUGAAGGACAACCCGUUUCGUCAGAGGAUCGCUGAAGUUUUUUCCGAGGACGGAGAAGGAAACAUGACCCUGGACGACUUUUUGGACAUGUUUUCUGUCCUCAGUGAGAUGGCACCACGUGACCUCAAGGCCUACUAUGCUUUCAAGAUUUAUGACUUCAACAAUGACGACUUUAUCUGCAAGUCAGACUUGGAGAAGACACUGAACAAACUCACUCGCAACGAGCUGACGGAGGACGAGGUGAGAAUGGUUUGUGAGAAGGUGAUCGACGAGGCCGACCUGGACAACGACGGACGACUGUCGCUGGAGGACUUCCAGCACAUGAUCGUCCGGGCUCCUGACUUCCUGAGGUACGUUGGUGUCCAGAGGCGGUGGCAUAAAACUGUCCUUAAAGACGUACAACAGGAGUCACAUGGGUAG
Messenger RNA from Cynoglossus semilaevis (tongue sole), 1208 nucleotides. RefSeq names its product calcium and integrin binding family member 3 (gene cib3). Bases 597 to 1208 code for a protein of 203 amino acids. Gene Ontology annotation, biological process: calcium ion homeostasis. Gene Ontology annotation, molecular function: magnesium ion binding; calcium ion binding. The transcript has 6 exons. Lineage: Eukaryota; Metazoa; Chordata; Actinopteri; Pleuronectiformes; Cynoglossidae. The record is from RefSeq and is a predicted model, not a curated record.